AAAAUUAAACUCAUACAACAAAUUAUUUUUGAGUGUGGAGAGUGCAAAAAUGCAAAAAGUGUGCUACAGAAUAAGUCAGCAUGUAGACUGAAUGUGAUACACCUAGAUUUCGACAGAGGUGCAGUGUGUACAAACGAGUUUCUGUGAGCCUUAACAAAACCAUAUAACCUUCUAAAUGGAAAAGGGACUGACAUUACACUCUUAAUAAUGUUGUUUAUCAUGGAAUCUCAUCCACAACUUUUUUCAUUUUUCAUUGUUGCAGAUGUGUUUACACUGCAGCUGCACCUGUACAAACCACGCCUACAGAGUUUUAAUUGGAUAUCAAUAUCACUGCAAGGCAAAGAUGCACAGGUGACAAUAUGGCACUGGAACAGGUCACAGGGCAAGAUUUGGAUGCUGAGCUCAAUGAAGAAGAAGAUUUGGAGGAAAAGGAGGACAGUGAUGAGGAUGAUUGUGCUAAUCAGGGCCAGAGUGCUUCCUUUAGCUCUGAGAACGAGGCUCAAGGCGGUGACUCUUCAGGAUGGCCCUGUGCGCUCCCCUCUACCUCUCCCUCAGGCGAGACCCCGGGCCGCCCGCCCGCUCACCCCCUGUCCCGCCCGGACAACCGCAGCCCCGCUCUGGCCCUCAGCGCCACCAAGAAGAGGAGCUCCAAACCCGCUUACAUGAGGAGGAACAUCAGGAAACUGUUGAAAGAGCACCAGUUGGAUGCAGUGACCAAAGUGGCCCAACUGGAGGAGGUGGAGAGACGCAAGCGCCUGGAGCAUCAGAGGAAAGACUUCACUGUAGCCCCUCAGCCCGAGUACACACACACAGCAGCUAAUGUGUGUGUGAGUGCGGCUCAGUGCGAGGCCAAGCACAGCGCAGUAUGUGUGGAGACAAGCACCAGCAGUGCCACAGACAGCACUAAAGCAACAGCUGCCCUUAAAAGAGACCAAAGCUCAGGUGAAAACACCGCCUCAUACAUCAUUAGUGAAGCGACCAAUGAGGAUACGGAGUCAGCGGCCACUGGGGAAAGCAGUGGAGCACAUGUUAACGAUGCUCUCAACCAACCAGAUGCUCAGGGGCGUGUCCUCAUCAACGUCAAUCACCCGGCAGAUGAAAAUGACCUCUACCUCUCCCCUCAGCUCUCCCACGCUGUCAAACCUCACCAGAUUGGAGGAAUAAGGUUUCUGUAUGAUAAUCUGGUGGAGACUCUGGAGCGGUUUCAGAGUGGUUCUGGGUCCGGCUGUAUCCUGGCUCACAGCAUGGGCCUGGGUAAAACUCUACAGGUCAUCUCCUUCAUCGACAUCCUCCUGCGCCACACCGGAGCGCACACCGUGCUCGCCAUCGUCCCUGUAAACACGCUGCAGAACUGGCUGGCAGAGUUUAACCUGUGGGUCCCACCCCCUGAAGCCCUGCCCCCUGACACUGACCCCGCCUACAUCACGCCUCGCACCUUUAAGGUGCACAUCCUCAAUGACGAGCACAAAACCACAUCCACUCGUGCUAAGGUGGUUGAAGACUGGUACAGAGACGGCGGUGUGCUGCUAAUGGGUUACGAAAUGUACCGCCUGCUCUCACUCAAGAAAAGCUUUGUCGCCGGGCGAAAAAAGAAGAACAAGAAGCCGAGUGGGCCAGCCAUCAUCGACCUGGAUGAGGAGGACCGCCAACAAGAGCUGCUGAAAGGAAUCGAGACAGCCCUUUCUCAGCCUGGUCCAGAUGUGGUCAUCUGCGACGAGGGCCACCGAAUUAAGAACUGCCAUGCCAGCAUUUCCCAGGCACUGAAGGGCAUCCGCACACGCCGCAGGGUGGUGCUGACUGGCUACCCGCUGCAGAACAACUUGUUGGAGUACUGGUGCAUGGUGGACUUUGUGCGGCCUGACUUCCUGGGCACACGCCAGGAGUUCAGCAACAUGUUCGAGAGGCCCAUCCUGAACGGCCAGUGUGUGGACAGCACGGAACAGGACAUCCAGCUCAUGCGCUACCGCAGCCACGUGCUGCACAGCCUGCUGGAAGGCUUUGUUCAGAGGCGUGGACAUGACGUUCUGCGCUCUCAGCUGCCGGAGAAGCAGGAGCAUGUUAUCCUGGUGCGUCUGUCGGCUCUGCAGAGGGCUUUAUACACCGAGUUCAUGAACCGCUUCAGAGAGGCUGGCAAUACUGGCUGGCUUAGCCUUAACCCACUCAAAGCCUUCUGCAUCUGCUGCAAGAUCUGGAAUCAUCCUGAUGUCCUGUAUGAGGCACUUCAGAAGGAGAAUCUGGCCAAUGAGCAGGAUCUGGACCUGGAUGACAUCACCACUAGCAGUGCCCGCUGCUCAACUACUAAUCCGAGGGGCAAGCCCUGCGAUUCGGCCAAUAGCGAGGGAGGACUGAGUCUGAGUCAGCUACAGGAGAAAGCCAAUCAAGUUAUUACAUAUGAGUGGGCAAAAGACAUUAUGGCAGGCUAUAGGACUGGCAUCUUGGAGAACUCAGCCAAAAUGGUGCUGCUGUUUCACAUUAUUGAUGAAAGCGUGAGGAAGGGAGACAAAGUCUUGGUUUUCAGCCAGAGUUUGUCCACUCUAACAGUUAUCGAAGAGUUCCUGGCCAAGAGGCCGAUGCCUGACCAGAGUGGAUGUGGACUCAAACAGACCUGGGUCCGCAAUGUCAACUACUACAGGCUGGAUGGGAGCACUUCAGCUUCAGAGCGAGAGAGGCUCAUCAACCAGUUUAACGACCCAACAAACAGCUCGGCUUGGGUUUUCCUGCUGUCCACAAGGGCCGGCUGUCUGGGUGUGAACUUGAUCGGUGCAAAUCGCGUUGUGGUGUUUGACGCCUCAUGGAACCCAUGUCAUGACGCCCAGGCUGUGUGCCGUGUGUAUCGCUAUGGACAGCGCAAGCAGUGCCACAUCUACAGACUAGUGUGCGACUUCACCUUGGAGAAGAAGAUCUACGACAGACAGAUCUCCAAACAAGGAAUGUCUGACCGAGUGAUAGAUGACCUGAACCCCGUUCUAACUUUCACUCGUCGUGAGGUAGAGUCUCUGUUGCACUUUGUGGAGGAGGAGCCAGACCCUGCGGAGUCUGCCUACUUGCUCUGCCCACAGGAAGACAUGGAGGCAGUCAUCAGGAAAGCCUGCCUGAGAUACCCCCACCUCAUCACUAAGCAACCUUUCCACCAUGAGUCCUUACUGAUGGACCGCCGGGACCUCAAGCUGACCAGCGAGGAGAAGCAAGCGGCCAAGAAGAGCUACGAGGAGGAGAAGAGAGCAUCAGUGCCCUACACACGUCCAUCAUACGCGCAUUACUACCCAGCCAGUGACCAAAGCCUUACCAACAUCCCUGCAUUCAGCCAGAGGAACUGGCGGCCUCCUCCACAACAAGAAGAUAAGCCAGUGGCCAGCGUUCAUUCAGCACAAGCAACUCCAGCACCCACAAUCCCUCAACAGGCAGAGCAGGGCCCCGCCCCCUCCUCCACAGCCUCAAGCUCCAAAUCUGCAGUCAACUUCCCCGUCACCUACCUGCAGAAAGCAGGGGUGUUUGUACAGAAGAUCGUCAUCACCACAGAUAUCGUGAUUCCUGGUACUAACAGUUCCUCAGACAUGCAGGCCAGGAUCAGUGCAGGCGAGAGCAUCCAUGUCAUCAGAGGAACUAAAGGAACCUAUAUUCGGACGAGUGAUGGAAGGAUCUUUGCCAUCCGUGCUGCUGGAAAAACCAAACAAGCUGAGGAGAGCUCCACCACAAAGAAAGUUAUGUCACCCUCACUGGAGAACUCCAUCAAUAAAAGCACAAAUGACAGUGUGUCGCCUGACCAUAAUGUGCCAAAGGUUAUUACCCCUGAGGCCGUGGCCCGACCUCUCUCACCAGACAGUCCAGAGAUUUUGAGCGAGCUUCAGCGCUACACCAAAGCCCAGUCACCAAGCCCCCCGCCCUCAGAAAUGGCCAAUCUAGAGAAGGCCUCAGAGAAUGGUGUUAUCAAAGUUCUGCCUCAAAAUGAUAUUACCUCACCUGGCAUGGAGGUGCCCCUUGACCUACGGGGCACCAAGCGCAAAUCCACAUCACCUUCUAGCAGCGAACCCUCCCCUAAGCAACCAGCUGGGGAGAUAAGGGGUUCUGCUCAACAUCCUCCACAGAAUUACCCAUUCUCUGGUGGAUAUAGCCUAAAUCCUGCCCUCAACCCAGCCAUAAACCCCACCCUCCUAAGCUCCCUCAGCUCCAUGUGGUCAUCCUACUAUCGACACCAUGCCCCUAUGGGCGAUCCCCGCCUCAUGUUUCCCAUCUCUCCAGAUGCCUACGGUUUAGGAGGCGGGGCUCUGCCCAGCUCCUCCCCUCCAUCCUCCAGCAGCACCACCUCUAGUGCCACAGCUCCCUCUUCCUCUUCCUCUUCCACUUCCAAUGUUGCUCCCUCAUUCCUGAUGAGGCCUGGGGUAUCCGCAAUGCUGCCUCCGAGGUUCACGCUGCCAUACAGGCAGCCCAUGGGCAUGUACCCCCCACUGCUGCUGCCCGGAGGGUUGCCAGCCACAACGCCAGGGCCUGCCGGCUCCAGCUUCCUGCCUCACUAUGCUUCCUCCAGCCCACGAGGCAGUGCUCAUGAUUCCCACCUGGCCGUAGAGAACGGAGCAGUAAGCUCAAAGGGUGACAAGAACGCUUGCAAUAACGAUGAUGAUGUCAUUGAAGUGGUGAGCCAAUAAGAGGAGAACAGUUUGGGAGGCCCAUGUAAAAGGAUGUGGAGAAAAGAGACUAGAACCAAGACUGUGAUUGGUCAAGCUGAGCCAGCCAAAAUAUUACUGGUUGCAACUGGUUACAAAUUAAAGGUUUGUAGAGGAUGCUGACUGACUGAAAAACUGGACAAAGUGAAAAAUCCUAAUGCUGAAUAUUUUAUUUAUAAAGACAAGCGAGAAGAACGUCAAAAGAGCGAAGUUGUGGCUUGGUGGGGGGUGGGGUGGGAGGGAGUUUGAAGAAGGACGACUAAGGGCUUCUUUUAGGCAGCGGUUUAGGACUGGACCUGCAGUGCUUCUUCCCAUCCUGUAGGAGGAGCCAAGUGGAUUCUUCUGAAACAGUUUGCAGUUUUGUAGAGUUCAUAAACCUGGUUAGUAAAGUUAGUGAGUUAGUAAGCAGAUAUUAAAAUAUCUCUGAUUGUUUAAUAGAUAUUUAUUAGUGAUUUGAUUGGUCAUAAUCAUGACAGUGAAAAAAGUUACAGAUUUCACACUUACAUUAACUAAGAGAACAGGACAACUGAGCCUGGAGCGUUUGAAUAAAUGGGAACACGGCGUGAAGAUUGUAUGCUCACAACAGACGGACAUUAAAAAAAGAGGAGGAAAUAUAAACAGAAGACCUUAAAAACAUAAGAAUGUAUAUUUACUUCCCGCCUUUACCACAAUGUUGCCAGCACAGGCCUUAGAGACAGACUUUAGACUGAUGACUAUGUUCAUUCAUGUGUGUGAAUAUACUUACCACUCCCUUUUUGAAACGUUAAUGUUGAUGAAUGGUGUUUUGUGUUUCGUGAACAUUUUAAUGUUUCUUGACACUGGUCAUAAGCAGGUGAACUCUAUUUCAGCCUACUACGAUACAGGACAAAGGGAAUUAGUCCCAUUCAGAAACGUUUUAAAGUAUUUUCUAAAUCACUUCAAAACAGAGUGGCGACGAAACGUGAUACUGAUACAACAAAGGUAUGCUAAAACUCGGAUGCCUUGUGCUGCUGUCUCACUGAAUGUAAUGGUAAGGGUGCAGGGUUCAGGAGCACUGCUCCUAAUGCCUACCUCUCACCCUGUAGUCUUACUCGAGCCUGCGCUAAGACAUGCUAACAUUGCCUAGUCUCUUUAUAUGGGUCGCUGUGUCCUGUCAUACAUUUUUCACCCCCACCCUGCCUGACACGGUUGCUGAAACGUCCCAUUGCUUCUUGCAUAAUGUGCACAAAUUAAAACCAAAAUCAAAUCAUUUCAUGUAAAGGUGUGCCAAAAUAGGACAUUUCCUCUCCCCAAAGAGGGUACACUCUUAAAAAUAAAGGUUUCCUUGGAUUCUAGGAAAACCCUUCAAUUGGUGUAAAACCUUUACGUUAUUCUUUAAACUUUUAAAAAGGUUCUUCACACUAAAACAUCCAGUUUACAAAAAGCAUUCUUUAAAGAACCAUCCGUUGAAUUUUUUUUAACGGAACCAAAAGUGGUUCUUCUAUGGAAUCGCUCCAAAGAACCCUUUUUUAACAGUGUAUCAUUGUCUUUGAACCAAAUCCACCAAAUUCCAUUCCAUUUUUUAUGAACAAGGACACUGAAACUGCUCAUUUAAAGGGGAAUUCCACCAAUUUUCCCACAUCUCUGCAUAAUUCAAUCAUUGAUAUAUAAACAAAGUCCGUUGGCUUGAUGUGAAAUGGUGCACUGUAGAGAAAUUAUUUCUUUUCAGUGGUGGUAAUAGGAACCAGGGGUCACAAUGUCUAUACCACAGAAAUAUCCUUUUUAUUUAGAUUCCAAAAUAGCCAGCCAACCUACACCUGUCUUUUGAGUUCUUAGUAUGUGAUGUUGGUAAUGGUAAAAUAUUGCUAAAUCUAAAAAAGCAAGUUUUCCUUUGGGACUAUUUUGCCUUUCAGUGCCCUGUAUGCAUCUCUCCACCACAAAUUUAUAACCACUUCAUGUAAUAAUGUUCUGUGAGGUAACUUUUUGAGGCAUUAAACUCCGGUUCCUGUCACCACCACUGUAAACAAUUCUGACUCGCAUGAAAAUACUCCAAAUAACUUUCUUUACAUCAUCAUGAAGUAAAGUUUGUAAGAAAUGUUGGAAUUCCCCUUUAUCUUGUUGUGAAUUGGGAGAUUUCCACUCCAGUCAAAUUUAUGCUGUAAGUGAUGUAACAUUUGACACCAAAUAUGAACACUGCUACUACGUGAAAGGUACAGUAUACUGAAUAAUGCUGGAACCUCACCUCCUGUCUGUAUUUGUACAUGGCAUUGCUCCGCUUUGUUUUCAGACAAUGUCCCAGUCAGGCCCACACUGUUCCCCACACUGCCCUGCUCCCCCAUUCAAAACAUUCACCUCCUGUGUGCUUGAAUCUGAUUGGACAACUGUUCAGGAAACGCCUGAAUUGUACCUUAUCGUGUGACUUAUCGUCGUUCUAUUCUCGAUUUGUUUCUCUUUUUUUCUUUUGUAUCCAUUUUUUGCAGUUAAAUUUACCUGUGUUUUUCUUUUUCUUUGACAGUUUACCAAAUUAAUUUAUUUAUAAUGAUGCAUAUUUAUUUGUUUGUAUUUUUUUAUUUUUGUACAUUUUGUUUUUAUGAGGGGCUCGCGUUCUCACAGUAAAAUGCCUCAGCUGUAACUGAUGGAAGGGAUGUGCGUGUGUGUGUGUGUGUUUGUGUGUGUGUUUGUGUGUGUGUGUGUGUGUGUGUGUGUGUGAGAUUGCCACCUGGCAGAAGCAUGUGAAAGCCUUUGGACCAAUGAACCAGGGUCAGUUGUGGUCAGUGGCUUAAUGAAUUUCUAGAGCGAGGCAGUGACUUUCACAGAGAGCUUGACCAUGUUCCAAGAACGUUAUGGCCUAGACAAGCAAGACGCCCCAGUGUUCCAUGUCCUUUGCUUACUACUCUUUACUUGAAUGGAGGUAUUUAUUGUUUAUUAGAGGAAGAGUUGGGUGUAGGAGCAGAUCUCUGUCCUGUUCAGCAAGGAAAGACCUAGGCGUACUGGUCAGACAUACAACACAGUCUGAAAGCACUCGAAUCAAACUGACCUGUGCGUCUAAAGUGAACGUUUGUUCAAUCUGUUCUCUCUGAUUCUUUUUUGUUUGUUUGUUUGUUUUUAUAUUUUUUUCCUGAAGUUUGUAAAUAAAAGCGAAUCAUGAUAAUUA
Messenger RNA from Colossoma macropomum (tambaqui), 7773 nucleotides. Its product is annotated as helicase ARIP4-like. Bases 360 to 4643 code for a protein of 1427 amino acids. NCBI's taxonomy places the organism in Eukaryota, Metazoa, Chordata, Actinopteri, Characiformes, Serrasalmidae. Gene Ontology annotation, cellular component: nucleus. Gene Ontology annotation, molecular function: ATP-dependent chromatin remodeler activity; ATP binding; ATP hydrolysis activity. The transcript is spliced from 22 exons. The record is from RefSeq and is a predicted model, not a curated record.